AUGCCACCGAAAAAAGCAGCACCCAAGAAAGGAGGAGAAAAAGAGGAGGCUCCAAAAAAAGAGGCCAAGGGAGGCACUGCAGUGAAAGUUCGACAUAUUUUAUGCGAAAAGCAGAGUAAAGCUCUAGAAGCCAUAGAGAAAUUGAAAUCUGGUAUGAAAUUCCAUGAAGUUGCUGCUCAAUACAGUGAAGACAAAGCGCGGUCCGGUGGCGAUCUUGGCUGGAUGACCCGAGGUUCAAUGGUAGGGCCGUUCCAAGAUGCGGCUUUCGAUUUACCGAAAAGCACAUGUGACAAGCCAAUCUACACCGAUCCACCGAUUAAAACCAAGUUUGGAUAUCAUGUGAUUAUGGUUGAGGGGAAGAAAUGA
This is a messenger RNA of Cooperia oncophora, 366 nucleotides long. Lineage: Eukaryota; Metazoa; Nematoda; Chromadorea; Rhabditida; Trichostrongylidae. The record is from the annotation of a GenBank genome assembly.